AUGCCUAAGCUGGAGGAGACCUAUAUCGAUUCUAUAUACCCCAAUAUCCACAAGGACAACAACGUUAUCAAGAAGUUUAUCACGCAAAUCACAUCUGUCAAGCGGCUUUCAUUAUGCUUAGCAAUCUUCGGCGAGGUUAUAUAUGGUGAUAGUAUUGUCUUCAAUCAGCUUGAAUAUUUCACUAGAUCAGGUUCAUGUGGAAAAACCUGGUCAAACUUACUUGUCCGGUUGCUCAAAGAUUCUCCUAAAUUACAAGAACUGGAGAUCUACGAUAGUUAUGAACAUAUUCAUUAUGGUGUUAGUGAGAAUCCUUGGGUGUGCUUGGAGAAUAAUGUUCCUCAAUGUUUGUUGUGGAGUCUCCAAACUUUCAAGUGGACAGGGAUCAAUGGAUCGCAGAAAGAUAUUGAUCUAGUGAAAUAUAUCUUGAGGAUUGCUAGCUGCUUAAAGACCGCUACAAUCUUGGGACUCUCAUCGCAUGAUCCAAAGAAAAAACUUGACGUGAUCGAGGAGUUGUCACUUUCUUCCAGAGCUUCAACAUCUUGCCAACUCAAGUUUUUUGCAAGGACUUAA
Eutrema salsugineum is the source of this 570-nucleotide messenger RNA. RefSeq names its product putative F-box/FBD/LRR-repeat protein At4g00315. The record is from RefSeq and is a predicted model, not a curated record. Lineage: Eukaryota; Viridiplantae; Streptophyta; Magnoliopsida; Brassicales; Brassicaceae.